GUGCUAGCUCGUCUUUUUCUUCACAAUAUUCCAGCUUCUCGAAAAAUGAUAAUGUCGCACUCCUUUAUUAACUCCGGCGCGCACGCGCCCAUCCCGACCGCGCGUGACCUUCCCGCCGCGGUACUAUUUCCCCGUCUCUCAACGAAUUUCCCGGACGAUCCCCGGCGGCAUGCCCGGUUCAGACGGCUCAGUUUGUCCUCCUCUCGAGGCAGGACCUCUAUUGCUGCUGCGUUUGAUUUUAAAGGUGGACAAGGGAUGAACAAUUUUCACGAUGUUGAACUUGAAGUUCGGGACUAUGAAUUGGAUCAAUACGGCGUCGUAAAUAAUGCUAUUUACGCAAGUUACUGCCAACAUGGUGAGACUGAUCUGUUCAUGUAUUUGUGGCAUUUGGAUUCUUAUAGAUUCUCUACUACAGAUUUAAUGAUCUUUUCUGGUCGUCAUGAACUUUUGCUGAGAAUGGGUGUGAGUGCAGAUGAAGUCGCCAGAGCUGGUGAUGCGUUAGCUCUAACUGAAUUGUCACUCAAGUUUAUUGCACCUUUAAGGAGUGGAGACAGGUUCCUUUUGCGGGUUAGGGUAUACGACUCUUCUGCUACUCGGAUGUUCUUCGAACAUUUCAUCUACAAGCUUCCCAAUUUAGAGCCCAUCUUAGAAGCAAAGGCCACAGCAGUUUGGCUCGAUAAGAAUUACCGUCCAGUUCGUAUUCCUGUGGAUGUAAAAGCUAAGUUUACACAGUUCCUUAGACAUGGAGACACAAACUGAUGAAUUUUUCUCUCGGCUAAAUUCGGUUGGCAUCAUGAUUGGAUUUUGCAGUGGGCCCCUUUCAAAACAUCGUAUGUUUUAAUUUCAGGAAAACACAAAUGAAGGAUUUUAAAUGCUGAAAACCUGGAACCAUUCAUGGUGGGAAAUAAAUGCCCGAAAAUGCCAGAAGUUUUCUGGUUUGUGAAUGAAGAUUUCAGUAUUUAUGGAUUAAUGUUUCGAAUGAUAAACGAGCACAUGUAAAUAUUGUAUUUAGAAAAAAGUAAAUAACUUCAAAAAAAGAAUAGAUCUCGCACUCAUAUUCAACCAGUUAAUACGAUUUAUAUACAGAGUUGUUUGGUAAUCUCAACAUAAAUGUAGGGUUAUGAAAGCCAAAAUCUGAGAUGCUAUUAGAGACUUAAGACUUACAAAUUUGUGUUCUAU
This is a messenger RNA of Striga asiatica, 1179 nucleotides long. The record is from the annotation of a GenBank genome assembly. NCBI's taxonomy places the organism in Eukaryota, Viridiplantae, Streptophyta, Magnoliopsida, Lamiales, Orobanchaceae.